Molecule: messenger RNA, 450 nt
Organism: Ilex paraguariensis (yerba mate)
Lineage: Eukaryota; Viridiplantae; Streptophyta; Magnoliopsida; Aquifoliales; Aquifoliaceae
Source: the annotation of a GenBank genome assembly
CGUCACCGACCGCCACAGACGCGAUCACUGCUCUGACGACAUCCAGGUAUGCCCUUUUUUUCCCCUCUUUCAUCUUCUUCUCCUCCCCCACCUCUAACUCACCACAAUCCGAGAAGCCCCCAUCACCAGUGCCCGACACACAUACAUACACACAGAGCUCACAGCGCCAUUAGCUCCCAUCUCCACUCAACUGGACACACACCAGCACAAGUACACAACACUAGUUGGAGAAUACGCAUUUCCAGUUCCGACAACCCGGACACUCCAGAAUCCAAAAAUUCCCAGAAAUUCCAACCCCAUUUUCUUUUUGGGUCCGUGGACCCGAAGGUGGUGAUGGACUGUCAACUUCUUUCUUUUAAUCGGGGCAGUGGUUUAUCUAAAUCUUACCAGAUUUGUCAUUUCCAGAAAAUUGGUUCUUGGAAAAACAUACCUUGUGGGUCUUGUUAUCUG